AUGUUCUCUCCUCUCCCAUACGACGCGCGUUGGACAUCCAAGCUUAUCCGACGCGACAUCAGAGAUGUCAGGAACAAGCUCAAGACCAGGCUCUUCAAGAACGCGAAGGCCUCCUCACAAACAAGCCAGGUCUCCUCUGGAGACUCGAUAGCAGAGACUGGAAGUCUGCACUACACUUUUGCGGAGCCCUCAAUCGAGACAGUGAGCACCGAGUUCUUGCAUGACGAUUCCUCACGGCCAAGCACUGAAACACGAAAGGCCUCCAACACCCUACACGAGCUUCUCGACGCCAGGCUCAAGGCCACGUAUGCUUCGCGAGAUCGUGACAUGUCGCACGAUGAGCGUUGGCAACUUCGCGGUAGCUAUCUGGUGCUCUCCUCGGCUAUACAGUCGUGCCCGUCCAAUCCUAUCUACGACAUCUUCAGGGACGACAAGUCCGCCAUGAAUGAGUCUGGGUUACUCCUCGAGGUUCUUCGUAACACCUCAAACGUCUGCGCUUCGCCUGCUGGAAGAGUUAGUCAGAUGCCUGCGGCACCCUAUAGUAGGCGUAGCAACGACCCCAUACGCUACGAUUCCGCCUUUAGUACCGUUUCCUCGGGACCCAAGACGUCUCAGGCGGCGAUGAAGCCAACAAAGAUGUCGACCCCGGCACACCUCUGGCAUGCCAUUCUCGAGGCCACGACUGAUGUGACGAAGACAGUGUCCAUCACUGAGGGCCUUCUGGGUCAUGUAUUGUCUGGCAAGGAUGCUGUCGAAACUCUAUAUCGAAUCGGCCACCCUGGCAAGACCUUCCACGAUGAGGAGUUUGCUGAGCUUCGUCUGAAGUUCCGCGAGAUACUCUUCCCAGAGUACAACGACCUCAUCAAUGCCUGCCAGCCCCAAACCGCGGUUUGA
Messenger RNA from Dothidotthia symphoricarpi CBS 119687, 894 nucleotides. RefSeq lists its product as uncharacterized. The transcript has 3 exons. Bases 1 to 894 code for a protein of 297 amino acids. NCBI's taxonomy places the organism in Eukaryota, Fungi, Ascomycota, Dothideomycetes, Pleosporales, Dothidotthiaceae. The record is from RefSeq and is a predicted model, not a curated record.